Messenger RNA from Pichia membranifaciens NRRL Y-2026, 813 nucleotides. RefSeq lists its product as hypothetical. The record is from RefSeq and is a predicted model, not a curated record. The coding region runs from base 1 to 813 and encodes 270 amino acids. The transcript has a single exon. NCBI's taxonomy places the organism in Eukaryota, Fungi, Ascomycota, Pichiomycetes, Pichiales, Pichiaceae.
AUGGAGAACAUUGAAUGGGAAGAGUUAGAUAACUUGGCGAUGUCUUCUCCCAAGAAGAGACUUGUUCAGGCAAAGCCGAACCACGGUUCGACAGCACCACCCAGGGAAGGAAACAACAACAUCGAACUGGGAGAAUUCAACCUUGAGUUUUUUGACAAGCAGCUGGCCAAUUCGAGGUCAUUAUCUCCCGUGCGAUUGCCUUCAAGAAAUGGGACAAGCAUUGCAAACAAGGAGGAAAAGGUUACUAGCUUUCAAAAGGAUCACAGUGGUAGUGGAUUGAGCGGUAAUUCCCUUGACAAGAGUACCCACAAACACAACAGCUCGGGGUCUUCUGAUGAGGAGGUGGUCAACAUAUCUACCUCCUCUUCUUCUAACAAGUCGGAGGCUGAGAUAGCCAUACAAAAGGUCAAGGAUUUUAUUGAAAGCAAGAGGAAAAUGAUAAAAAAAGACACCAACGUAACAGGUCUACGAACGUCCUCGUCUAAGAAGGUGGGGAAAGCGGAACCAGGAAGGAGAGGUCCGGGAAAGGUGAAGGCGAAAAUUAAUCCUAGCCAGCAUCGGAAAAAUUUGAGAAGACUGAUACAUGAAAUUCACAAGCUACCGUACAACUCCGAUUGGAAUGCCAAGGAAUGGCAUUUGCUGCAGGAGUAUUUGAACGAAUGGAAGCUUAGUGAAGACGAUGACAUGUUUCAGCCGGUUGUUUUGAGGGAUCUUUUCAAUUGCACUGUUUCGGAGCUGGAAAUUCGUAUAGGCAGCUUGAGGAAGUUUGUACGCUGGAAAAAGAAAAAAGUGCAAGAGAAUGUUGCUAACUAA